Molecule: messenger RNA, 2086 nt
Organism: Tachyglossus aculeatus (Australian echidna)
Lineage: Eukaryota; Metazoa; Chordata; Mammalia; Monotremata; Tachyglossidae
Gene: INSC
Product: INSC spindle orientation adaptor protein
Biological process (GO): apical protein localization; asymmetric cell division; regulation of asymmetric cell division
Cellular component (GO): apical cortex
Molecular function (GO): cytoskeletal adaptor activity; protein binding
Source: RefSeq, a predicted model, not a curated record
AUGGAAAUGAUUAAAACUUAAUGCAAGUCAGGAACAUUCAAAAUGGAUGAGCUUGGGGGAAUAUUUCCAAAAUGGAAAAUUGAAGACUGGGAGUCUUGCAAGGAGCCAGCCUAUGGGCAGGCCACAUUCCAGACUGGCAUAGUGAUGACUUUCCAAGGAAGCAGCCACAUGGAUUCUCUCUCCCUACCUGUCCAGGGCAUGCGCUUGCUCCAGGUGGAUUCGGUCCAGCGUUGGAUGCAGGACUUGAAGCUGAUGACGGAGUGUGAGUGCAUGUGUGUCCUGCAGUCCAAGUCCAUCAGCCCCGAGGAUGAGGCCUCCAGCGAGCUGGCCCCGCCGUCCCGGCCUGGCCCCCGUGACCCACUGAGGGCCCUCCUGGAGCACGCCUGGCUGGUCAGCACUGAGCUGGCCCGCCUCGGCCACAAGCUGGACCGGAACCGCUGGGCGCGGGUCCACGGCCUGAGCGUGCGGCUCGGCUGCCACGUGCGCUCUGUGCUCCACAAGUACCAUGCCCUUGCCGGUGCUGACUCUGCCGAGGAUGUAGACCAGUUUGAGAAACUCUUAAUGGAGAAAUGUUCUGAGCUCACAGCAAUUACUGAAAGGUGUCUACAGAUUGAAAAUGAACAGAUUCUGAAGUCAAUGAAGUCGUGUGUUAACGAAACCCUCACUGGCAUUGGGCGGCAAUUUGGCCAGUUGAUAGAACUGGCUCUGACCCAGGAGAUCCAGCGCCUGGUGAGAAAAAUCGAUGCUUCCGAUAAUCUCUGUAUCAUGGAAAACAUGAUGGGUCACCUCUUCAGCCUUGCCCAGGAAGGGGCUCCCUUGUGCCGGAUCAUUGCCAAGGAAGGAGGAGUCCUUGCCCUGUUCAAGAUCUGCCGCCAGGACUGCUUUCGGCGCCUGUACCCACAGACCCUCAGGACACUGGCGUCCAUCUGCUGUGUGGAGGAGGGCAUCCGGCAGCUGGACAAGGUGGAUGGCAUCCUCUGCCUGGUGGACAUCUUGACCGACGACAGCCACUCAGAAGCCACGCGGGCCGAGGCGGCGGCUGUGGUGGCCCAGAUCACCUCUCCUCACCUCACGUUCACCCAACAUCUCAGCAGCUUCCUGGAGAACAUGGAGGAAAUAGUGACAGCUCUCAUCAAACUGUGCCAAGAAGCCUCGUCCGGGGAAGUGUUCCUGCUCGCCUCCGCUGCCCUCGCUAACAUCACAUUCUUCGACAGCAUCUCCUGCGAGAUGCUCCUCCAGCUGAGUGCCAUGAAGGUGCUCCUGGAGGCCUGUUCAGACAAAAAGAGAGUGGACACUCCCUACACCCGAGACCAGAUAGUGACCAUAUUGGCAAACAUGUCCAUCCUAGACCAGUGCACUUUGGAAAUUAUCCAGGAAAAUGGUGUCCAGAUCCUGGUGCAAAUGCUGUCUGAGAAGUCCCCCUCUGGGAGCCCAGUGGAAAUUGCUGCCUGUGAACGUGUCCAACAGAAAGCCGCCGUAACCCUCGCCCGCCUCAGCCGUGACCCUGACGUGGCCUGGGAGGCCAUCAGGCUCCGCUGUCUGCCUCGUCUCACAGAGCUGUGUCGAUCACCCUCAGAGAGGAACAGCAGUGAUUCCGUGCUCGUGGCCUGUCUGGCAGCCUUGAGAAGGCUUGCUGUCAUCUGUCCUGCAGACCUGGAUGAUUCUGAUUUCCAGCAGCUAGUCAAACCCAGGCUUGUAGAUUCCUUCUUACUAUGCUCCAACAUGGAAGAGAGCUUCGUAUGAGUUGGAAGAGAAGAGUCACUGCCAUCUGAUCCACCUCUCCCCAAAACAAACCUUGAGACACCAGAUUUCUUCUCCUGCCCUCUUUAUUUAUACUUAAUUUAUUUUACAGCUAUAGGAACAGAGAGCAAAAUAUGGAGAGACAGAAUGGCAUCUCCAUUUGUUCUCAGGAGUGAUUAUGUUUUACUUUCCUUGCUUUUCUGCUGAACAGGUUGGAAUGUCUAAAUGGACAAAGUACCCCGAUGAUUUGCCUUAAUCUUUCUUUUUAGCUACUUACGCUGUUAUCUCUCCACUCUUGUCACAUUUUAGACCUCUGAUAUAUAAACUGCCUCAUGGUUUUUUUUCA